UUCAUUGUGUUGUUGUAUUAUCCAAAAUUGCAAGUAACCGUGCUUACUGCUGCUGUGCCUCAUUUGAAUUUUGAAAGAAAUUUAAAUAAUAAUCUUAUUUUGCCUUGACGAUCAACGUAGACUAUUAUUUCAAUAAACCUUUCAAAACAUUACAAACAUGGAUGCCAUGGAUAAUACUUUCGGUAAUUAUUCCAUCUUGGGGGCUCACACUGCCAGGCCAAAGAAUUUCAAAGAAACUUAUCAUCCAGUUCAACAAAACUUGAGAAAUUACAAAGCAAAAGAAAAUAGAACUCUAGUUAAAGGCUUGAUGAUCACACAAGGAAUGCACAUGCCCCUACGUUUAGCUAUGGAACAAAAAGUGUUUGAAAGUGUUGGACGCCUACCAAUUUUGAAGUCAUCUAAUUUGCACGCUGAAGUAUUGAAUGACACGCUUGACACAGUCACUGAACGAGAUUACUUGAACCCAGCAGAAUACAACGAAACAUUAGUCCCAUCAUUUGUAGUUAUGGAUAAGGAUUUAAAAUUUUAAUUUACGAGUUAAUAUAUAAACAUAACAAAAUGUUUUAAGAUAUUGUCAAAAAUACUUUUUCUAUUAUUAAAUGUUUUUCAAGCAAUUAAAAUCAUUUGGGUAUUGUGUACAGUAAAUAAUAAAUAAACAUAAAUUAUGAUUAAUA
Messenger RNA from Metopolophium dirhodum (rose-grain aphid), 674 nucleotides. RefSeq lists its product as uncharacterized. Gene Ontology annotation, cellular component: cytoplasm; nucleus. The record is from RefSeq and is a predicted model, not a curated record. The coding region runs from base 158 to 529 and encodes 123 amino acids. Gene Ontology annotation, biological process: proteasome assembly. The transcript has 4 exons. NCBI's taxonomy places the organism in Eukaryota, Metazoa, Arthropoda, Insecta, Hemiptera, Aphididae.